Molecule: messenger RNA, 1223 nt
Organism: Rubroshorea leprosula
Lineage: Eukaryota; Viridiplantae; Streptophyta; Magnoliopsida; Malvales; Dipterocarpaceae
Source: the annotation of a GenBank genome assembly
AAAGCAUGCUAUCGCCAACGUUUUGACCAAACCCUGUGCGAUUCCUUUUCUGUGCAACUUCCUUUCCUCACCUCUCCUCCUGUUUUGUUCCCUGUCUUUUUUCUGAAACUCAAAACAAAGAAGGCAAGUUGUUCCAAACUUUCUAUUCAAAAACAUCAACGGCUUGAUAUCUGGUGAUUUCUGUUUCUAUUCCACCGUUCAAAGUUUUAAUCUUCAAACCACCCAAAGAAACCCUGCCAGCAAUGGAUCAAUCUCCCAAAACUCAAAGCAAGGAAAGAAAAACAAUCUACCCUAAGGUGAAGGUGAGGGAACAGGAUCAAGAUGAUGGUGAAGAACUAUAUGAUCAGAAAAGACUAAGAGGGUACUUGAUGUCUUUGAAAGAUGUUCAGUAUCUGUCCUUGCAUGAUCCUGCAAAAGAAAAUCAUUUUGUGUCCCCAAGGCUGGUAGCAAGAAUUUCCAAGUCCUAUGUACCAGAUUUGGUGAGGGAUUCAGUUUCUGCAGCACAAGGAGUAGAAAACGAUAACAAAGGAGAUCAAGAGGAGAAUAGACCCAAUAUUAGAGUCAGUUCAAUCCCACGCCCGAGGGCUGUCUUGUCGAGUCCUGACAAUGAUGAGGUGAUUGGAAAUAGAAACAAGAUUAAAGCUGAACAUGCACCAGCUGCAAAGAAUCACAAUCAGGGUAUUGUUCAAAAUAGACACACAAUCCGAGGCCACAGCUGCUCUGGAAACACUAUUAACUCAAGGAAGUCCAAGGAUUCUGCUGAUUGCAAUGUUAAUCUUUCAGAAAAGAAGGAUUCAGGGAUGAGAGUUUCUAGUCAGAGAAGAAAAGUUAAAACUCAAAGACCAGCCUGGCAAGAUCCUUAGACGAUUUGCCGUUCUGAUGAUCAGCAAUUACACACGUAAUGGAUUUUACUGAUUUAGAGAGUUGUUUCCUUUUUCCUUUUUAGAUCUUUCAGAUAUGGAGAUGUGGAGAUAGAUUACACUUUUGUUACAAACUUCUAAUUGUACUCCCACAAGAUAAUUCAAAGAAGCUAUCUUAUGCCAUCCGUAAGUGUUUUUUCCUUCUCUUCCAUCUCCUGAUAUCAUUCACACUGCGGCUAGUAACAUUUUAGGAUCAAGGAAAAAGAUAACAUUAUAUCAGAAAACACAGGAGAAACAGAGAAGGCAGCCAAUGCCAUGUAUUGUAAUUUGUAUGCGCUUUUUUAAGAAAAUAAGUUGUUCAUU